This is a messenger RNA of Xylona heveae TC161, 381 nucleotides long. RefSeq lists its product as hypothetical. The record is from RefSeq and is a predicted model, not a curated record. NCBI's taxonomy places the organism in Eukaryota, Fungi, Ascomycota, Xylonomycetes, Xylonales, Xylonaceae. The coding region runs from base 88 to 315 and encodes 75 amino acids. The transcript has a single exon.
CCGGCUUGGUUAGAAGUUGUCAAGUUGACGUUUCCAAAUCUCAUGAAAAGAAUAAGGCUGGAGAAAGACUGAAAAGGAAGAUGAAAAAUGGUAAAUUCAAACGGAACUGAAUUACAAAUAACGAAAAAAAAAAACUUAAGAUCACACGGUAUGGGAAUAUUUGAGCGAAGGGGGAAACAAUUGCCAGCAUUUGCUACUGUUAUCAUCAUCUGCUUCAUUAUCAUUGUGGUCACGAUUCUGUUAUCUAUUACUACGGCGAGGAUCUCAUUCCUUAUUUUUCAUUUUUUCAUUGAUAUUGCAACCUUUGUUUUCUGAAGACCACAGAACUACAUCUAAAAGUUGGACACAAGUAAUGACCAGAUGAAAAUUGCAUUUACACAC